Molecule: messenger RNA, 612 nt
Organism: Rhodotorula toruloides NP11
Lineage: Eukaryota; Fungi; Basidiomycota; Microbotryomycetes; Sporidiobolales; Sporidiobolaceae
Exons: 3
Coding region: 1-612 (203 amino acids)
Source: RefSeq, a predicted model, not a curated record
AUGGCUACGUCGAGUGCUACCGUUCCUGCCACGCAUGCUCUGCUAGGGUGGGUACACUGCGUCCUCAACGAGCUGCGGCCCUUCGUCGAGGCGCCGGUCUUCGACCGCUGGCUACAUCACGACAAGGAGGGAAACGCCGAAGACAAAGUCACGGUUAUCGCAAACGCACUGCAGAACCUCUGGGACAUCCGGUCGCCGACUCAUCUGAUCACGAAGGACUUUGGGCGACGGGUGGACGCCUUCCUCGACUCCGUCUUCUUUCGCCGGACGGGGCUUGCGGGCGACAUGGGUCCGGAUGACAGCGAUUUUUGGCGAAUGGUUCGACAUCGGAGCUUGCUAGCGACCCCCCUAGCCAACUUCAUGUCGGCAGUGAACCGCGGAGCGAUACACCGCUAUGGCCAGCCGACGAACCUUUCGGACGAGGUGGACCUUGAACGCCGCAACUUCCGCAUGCAUUGGAAGGGCGAACUCCUGCGUGUGUUGAACUCUUCCAGCACCACUGCCUCAAGCACCGCGGCCCACUCCCUUUUGAAGCCUGAGAUCGGUCGUCGGGUUGCGAUGAUGUACGGAACGUCGAAGGCGAGGUGGGAGAGGAACGCGAGAGCGUUCUGA